GGUCCGAGCAGGUAGAAACGUCGGAUUACGUUGUGUGUUUUUUUACCUGGACGUCUUGGAGACAGUGGCCGGAAUGACCGUUACGUUCUCACCUGUCCGGUGGGGUACAUCAAAGGGAAGCCGGCGUCACAGGUAGCUGGGAAGCAGAUUUAGAAUAGAAGACAACAAAACGAGAAGACAUGGUGGUCGGAAAGUUGACGUCUUUCCUGGUCGGCCUGUUGGUGGGCGUGACCAUCUCUGUAACACUCCUCGUCAUUGGUUCUCCACAUCUUCUCUCCACCAUCGCUCAUUACAACAACAGUCUCAGAGAACCAAACAGCCAACCUACUGUCAACAACAACAACAACAAAGGCCCACCCGUCACACAGCCGAGAACUCUGGCAAAGGACUCGUUCUUAGAAGACCGGUCCUUGCAGAAAGACGCCACAGACGCGCCGCAGAACAGGUACCAGGGGGACGCUCCCAUCCAAGUCAGCGACAUCCCCAACUUCGUGUCCCAGGAGCUGAGCCUGAGGAGGACGGUGUUUGUGGGAGUCCUGACGUCGUGGAGCGGUCCGUCAAGCACUCAGCAGCUGAGCGUUAUGAAGACGUGGGGAGGGGAGGUGGGGAAGGGGGCCAUGGCGUUUUAUGCAGGGAUGGAGGAGAGCGUGGAAGAGGACGAGAGCGUACCUAUUCAAAGGGUCACCGGUGACACGCUGGGACAGAAGCUGUACGCCGCCUUGCGACACAUGUGUUAUGUGCACCUGGACAGGUUCAAGUUCUUCCUGCUGACCCUGGACAACACUUACGUCAGCGUGCACAACCUGACGUCACUGCUGAACGGGCUGCAGAGUUCAGAGGUUAUCUACAUGGGCUCCAGCAAACGUGGUCCCCGUGACGGUAGCCCUGUGCAGUACUGUGAGCUCGGUUCCGGUGUUGUGUUGAGCAGGAAGGCGAUGCAGGGACUGUGCACCCAUGUGGCCAGCUGCGCGAAACUGCCGGCCGAUCUGGACCCAGCCUACAGCCUGGCCCUGUGCCUUCAGAGGACCAGGGCCACCAACUGUACUACAAGUGGAGAGUCCAAGACUUUAUUCCACAAACUCGGGGUCUCGGAAGACCUGGAUGGCGACCUGGACCAGAAGAAGUUUGUAGCGUCCUCCGUCACCCUCCACCCCGUGGGUCGGCUGGAGACGAUGUUCAGACUCCACCAGAGCUACAUCAGCAGGAGGAUACAGGACAAGUUACAAAACCACAGAGACUUGGAGGACAGAGUUCACCACCUGAACAGGCUGAUCGCUACAACAGGGCCCCACGGUGACGUCAGGCUGUUGCUAGGCGACCAGGAAAAGUCGGAGUCGUCUGAUGUCGUCCCUUGGCAACUGAUAUAUGAAGACAGCGAAGAAGAUUUUGAGGACAUUUUACAAAGUCUUGGCGAUGUUGUACAUCUUUCUGUGGAAGCCCUAAGGGUUGAAUCUAUGAUAGAACCUAAACUGAAAGUUGUAUUUCAGAGAUACCAUCCUGUUAAGGGGAUAGAGUAUAGAUUAGAGUAUGAGUCAUCAGACGGCGGAGACUUGGCAGCGUCACACGUUGUGGACGUACAGAGGCCGCACGGAAAUCUCUUUACUGUAUCAUCAACAGUAGGCCACAGGGAACGGGUAAACUUCAUCGUGCCGGUGCUAGAAAACUCGCAACAUCUCGAAGAGUUUUUGCAAAUGUUCGAACGCUCUUGCCUGUCCGUCAGUGAUGCGAGCGAAGUCGCCCUGAUCCUGAUCAAUUUUGUUGGGACAAAGAAGGGCACCAGGCUACAUCAGUUACUCUCUCCUUACGAGAAAAAGUACGCGGAUUUCAGCUUCAGAGUGGUUGACGUAAAAUCAGAAGCGUUUUCGUACGCACGGGGGAUAGAGCUCGGUGUACAGGCGGUUUCGGACCCGAACUCUUUACUCUGUGGUUUAGACAUGCACUCUACAAUAAGUCCUGACUUCAUCAACAAAUGUAGACUCAACACCCAACAAGGGACCCAAGCCUACUUCCCCAUUCCAUAUCAACAGUUUGACUUGUCUGCGACCAAAGCAUCGUCUUUAGCAGAGGUGGACAUCGCCCCCGGUUUGGGUUUCUGGUGGGAGAAAAACUAUGACACUUUCUGUGUCUAUAAAUCCGACGUGCCAAAAUUUGACGAUCUUCAACAAUCCAGUGGCAAAAAUCUAAGUGUCAUGUUGGCAGUACGAAAGUCUUUCAGGGUUUUCCGCUUGCCAGAUCAAGGAUUGUUGCUGCCGCAUAGGGAUCGUCACUGCAGUUCAAAAUUCAUGACUUUCGACGAAACCGACAUCUGUUUACAAAAGCAAAAGGAAAUCUUAUCGAUGCAGAGACACUUCAGCAAUUUGACGGGGAGAUGACAUUGUAAUAUAUGAAUA
Branchiostoma belcheri (Belcher's lancelet) is the source of this 2390-nucleotide messenger RNA. Its product is annotated as chondroitin sulfate synthase 3-like. NCBI's taxonomy places the organism in Eukaryota, Metazoa, Chordata, Leptocardii, Amphioxiformes, Branchiostomatidae. Gene Ontology annotation, cellular component: Golgi cisterna membrane. Bases 180 to 2372 code for a protein of 730 amino acids. The transcript has 6 exons. The record is from RefSeq and is a predicted model, not a curated record. Gene Ontology annotation, molecular function: glucuronosyl-N-acetylgalactosaminyl-proteoglycan 4-beta-N-acetylgalactosaminyltransferase activity.